Messenger RNA from Halteromyces radiatus, 1180 nucleotides. Its product is annotated as checkpoint protein Hus1/Mec3. The record is from RefSeq and is a predicted model, not a curated record. Gene Ontology annotation, cellular component: site of double-strand break; checkpoint clamp complex. Gene Ontology annotation, biological process: double-strand break repair via homologous recombination; mitotic DNA replication checkpoint signaling; telomere maintenance. Lineage: Eukaryota; Fungi; Mucoromycota; Mucoromycetes; Mucorales; Cunninghamellaceae. Bases 12 to 989 code for a protein of 325 amino acids. The transcript is spliced from 8 exons.
GGGGGAAUAAAAUGAAAAUUAUAAAAAUGGAGAGUGGCACAGACUCCGCGAUUUUUUUUUUUUGUUCUUUUUUUCUACACGUGUUAUAUAUUAUAAUGAAACUCGCUGCUACACUGAUCAAUCCAAUUGGUCUUCACAAGAUAGCACUUACCCUUGAAAGACUAGGAUCUUCUUGUAUUAUCUGCUUCACUCCAGAUUCAAUACGAUUCAUUUGGUAUCAACAAUAUAAACCAGGCAUUCGUUCAUGGAUUAAUGUUGAUCCACACACCUUAUUCUCACAAUAUCGAGUCAAAAGUCAGGAUAACGAUGAAGUGAACCUAUCAGUCGACUUGGACAAUUUUGUACAUGCCACCAAAGCAGCUCAACAAGCAGAUGAAACGAAAAUCGAUCUAGCUCAACGUAUACAAAAUGGACAACGAGAAGUACUUUUGAUUUGGCGUAUGCAAUUAGAGAGCCGUGCAGGAAAUAUGACAGACGCUCGAUUUGAUUUACAUGUGAAUAGAUUACCUGGCGAUAGGAUACGACUUGUAUGGGACCCACCAGUACUUGCUGAUCCUGAAACGUACAUUAUCUUUCCAAAUCUAUUAGCUAUGAAACCGAUUGUAGAUCGGAUGAAAUCACUUAGCAAGUAUAUGACCAUUGCCGCCAAUAUGAAUGGACAACUCAAAUUGUCAGUCAAUACAGAUAUGGCUCAAGUUGACUCUGUCUUCAGCCAUCUUGGAAAUCCACGGUUAGAGGGUCACGAAACUAAUCAACACAAGGAUCAAUUUGCUUCUGUAGAAGUAUUGACGGAGGAUUUAGCCAACUUUUUGAAUUGUCAUAACUUGGAACCACGAACGAUCAUUUGUGUUAUCACUGAACAAUCUUGUCUUGCCUUUUACGUCUAUGUCAAUCUGGAUGUCUACAGUAUGCCCAACGAACACCACUCUUUAUUGAUGCAACGUCCCGAAACAAUACUCACCUGUCAUAUUCCUGUUUAUAUCCCAUGAUAACGUUUUUACAUGAUCUUUCUAUGUUCUACCUUUAUUUUCUAUCCUCAUCUUCAUUAUUAUUCAUUGUCAUUAUAUAAUGCCAUGCAUCCACAUUCAUAAUCACAACUAUCAUCAUCAAAUCUUCGUAGAUAGUCAUUCUCUAUUAUACCAGCAUAGUUUUAUAAGUACAUAAUAAAAUACUGAAAUGC